This is a messenger RNA of Paramuricea clavata, 582 nucleotides long. Lineage: Eukaryota; Metazoa; Cnidaria; Anthozoa; Malacalcyonacea; Plexauridae. The record is from the annotation of a GenBank genome assembly.
GACCUUUCAAGAGAACCAGACGUAGACAAGUUGGCGUCGCGUGUGCAGGAGGUUCGCCAGGAAACUGACGGGGAGACAGACGAAGAUGAGGAUCGAGAUAAGGAUGGAGAGGAUGGGGAGACAGACGGAGAUGAGGAUGGGGAUGGAGAUGUGGGUAGAGAUCAGGAUGGGGUGAAAGGUGGAGAUGAGGAUCGAGAUAAGGAUGGAGAGGAUGGGGAGACAGACGGAGAUGAGGAUGGGGGUGGAGAUGUGGGUAGAGAUCAGGAUGGGGUGAAAGAUGGAGAUGAGGACGAAGUGGAUGGGGGGGAACACGUUUUUCUGCAGUUGUUGGUCAACGCCUAUGGUAAAAACCAAAUUCGCGGGCAGUAUCAAGGAGCAUUUAAAGGAAAAUUUAAAGGGAAGACAAUGGAAGAAUUGUCGUGGCGAGGUAUCAUUCGCUUGUGGUACCAAAAAAACGGAACGAUGGUGUGCGAAUGCGACGGAAAGAAAGCAAAGAACACGGACUGGGCGAUGAUAAGACAUAUUGAAAGAACUGCGCACGAUUUACAAACCGGCAUACCGUUUGUGUUCGUCAAACCAUAG